UGUUGUUCUGGAGGACUGCUACGCCACCCAAUCCCCCAACCCGGAUAACCUCCCGCGGACCUACAUGAUUCAGGACAGGUGUUCUAGAAAUCGUACCCAGGUGACCGUGGAGGAAAGUGGCUCGUCCCUCAGGGCUCGCUUCUCUGCUGUGUUGCAGGUGGACUACCGUUACGUCUUCCUGCACUGCAGCCUCAGCCUGUGUGACCAGAGGAGCUCCUCCUGCACUCCGGUGUGCUCCGGAAGGAAAUCUCGCUCUGUGUCCGAUUCUGUCCUCCUCAAGCCCCUAGCCAUCGGGCCAAUCAGCUGGGCCUAGAGUCUAGAGUGAGCCUUGGGAACCCCCCAGCAUGUCAUAUGAAGGAUGGGGUCCCUCCUCCACUACUCCACUGAUCUCAGACCUACAGCCAAGUAUAACUUUCAAGGGCACAGAAAUACUUGUUUUGAUUCUAGUAAUGAAUUUAUGCACUACAGUGUGAUUUCAUUGUACUGUAUAUGUUGUUUACACAUAGACUUGUAUUGUUUUUGAGGACUGAUCAUUUCCUCAAAUCAUUGUGUAAGUGCCAACCAAACCUGAGUUGCUGUGUGUGUAUGCUGUGAUUUGAUUAUGACAAUAAAUAACUGAUGAUGAAACACAUUAUCUAAUGAUUGUCUAUUUAACAGGUUGGAAACAUAGAUACAUGUCUAUGUUUAUUGUAAGGCAGGAUAAAUACAUAUUUACAAAAGGCAGAACAAUGAGGGAUUGAGGCAGAACAACGUGUGGCUUCUUUGGUAUAGGAGAAAGUACUAAUAGACCAUAGCAGCUUUUAGGAAAGCUGGCUAAACUUGUUAAAGACAAGUGAAAUUCAAGAUACAUGUUUAGUCAAUGUUCUGGACACUUCCUAGGUUGUCUUACUAAAGCAGUAGGACAAUUAGUCAUAUUGGUGUUAGAAAUAGUGCUGUUUAAGUUCCACUGUAGAAGAACACAAUAAAAUACAUCAGAAUGAC
Molecule: messenger RNA, 981 nt
Organism: Coregonus clupeaformis (lake whitefish)
Lineage: Eukaryota; Metazoa; Chordata; Actinopteri; Salmoniformes; Salmonidae
Product: pancreatic secretory granule membrane major glycoprotein GP2-like
Exons: 4
Coding region: 65-313 (82 amino acids)
Source: RefSeq, a predicted model, not a curated record